Molecule: messenger RNA, 1594 nt
Organism: Amaranthus tricolor (Joseph's coat)
Lineage: Eukaryota; Viridiplantae; Streptophyta; Magnoliopsida; Caryophyllales; Amaranthaceae
Product: bHLH transcription factor RHL1-like
Exons: 6
Coding region: 186-1373 (395 amino acids)
Biological process (GO): regulation of transcription by RNA polymerase II
Cellular component (GO): nucleus
Molecular function (GO): DNA-binding transcription factor activity, RNA polymerase II-specific; RNA polymerase II cis-regulatory region sequence-specific DNA binding; protein dimerization activity
Source: RefSeq, a predicted model, not a curated record
GACGUGGGUAGGCCGGUAGCUUCUUUGUCAUUCUCAUUCUUUUUUUUUUCUUUUAAUAGAAAACUAAUUCUAAAUUUGAAUUAUUUAUAACAUUUAUAUACUUUAACUCUUUAAACUGAUCUUAUAAAGAAGUUGCUAAAUUUCCUAACAGAAAAAAAAAAAAAAAAAAACUCCACAACAAAGAAAUGCAGAAUGGAGGGCAAUCUCAAUCCCAGCAACAAUAUCAAGAAUCACAAAGUGAUGAAUUUCUUGAACAAAUUCUCUCUACUUUUCCAAACUGUUCUUGGCCACCAAAUCCCCAUGAUCUUCCUUCUCCAUCUUCAAACCCUAAUACUAAUAACAAUAAUUCAAAUGCAAAUCUUUCUGUAAAAGGCGGAGAUUCUCCGCAAGAAGAGGCUGAAGCCGCCGCAGCCGCCGCCGCCGCCGCCUUUCACUUUCAGCAACAGCAAAUGAAUGAUGUAACUGCUAAAUCAAUGUUGCUGUUGCAUCAACAACAGUUUCUUCUUUCUCGCAGAGCUUCUCCUGAUGCACUAUAUAAUGAUUUUCCUCAGCCGCAAUCUCAGCCUCAUUUUCAUCCUCCUCCACUUCCGUCUCAGUGCGGAAGUUUGGGCGGCGGUGUAGGACAAAACUAUGGAGGGACGGCGGUGGGAUUAAAUGAACAGCCGCCGCCGCCACCGCCUCCUCCUCCUCCCGCGAGUGCUUCAACAGGAGGGAGUAGUGGUGCGGGUGGUAGUGCUCCGCAACGACAGAGAGUUAGGGCACGGCGAGGGCAGGCUACUGACCCUCACAGCAUCGCCGAAAGGCUUCGUAGGGAGAGAAUUGCAGAGAGAAUGAAAAAUUUACAGGAGUUAGUUCCAAAUGCUAACAAGACUGACAAAGCCUCUAUGCUUGAUGAGAUCAUCGACUAUGUCAAAUUUCUACAGCUUCAAGUCAAGGUACUAAGCAUGAGCAGAUUAGGUGGUGGCCGUGGUGCAGCUGCUGUAGCUCCACUGGUUGCAGAGAUGACCUCCGAGGGAAGAGUAGGACGGAAUAGUAACGGAAACCCGACAGCAUCAACAAACGACAGCAUGACAGUAACGGAACAUCAAGUGGCGAAAUUGAUGGAGGAAGACAUGGGCUCAGCCAUGCAAUAUUUGCAAGGGAAAGGACUAUGUCUUAUGCCCAUCUCCUUAGCUACUGCCAUUUCCACAUCUACCUCACUCUCACGCACUCCUUUACCCUCAACUCGACCCCACAUUAACAACGGCAAUCACGACAACGACAACAAUCACCAUCCCAGCCUCCUUCCGCCUAUUUUGCCAUCCAACAGUGAUCACGUAGACAACAAUGUCAAUGGCAUAAGCGCCACUAAAACGAAUCCAACUCCUGACUAGAGCAGAUUGGGAUAAUGAGAUGUUGGUAUUGAUUACUUUAUAAGCAAAUAAUGUAUUUUCUUUGUUAUUAAUAGCAUUAGUUACUUUUUUAAAGAUCAAAGGAGAUUUUCCACUUUUAAUCUCUUGGUUCCUUGGAAUCCUUUUAUGAUCCGUCGUUCGCUUUUGUAAGUUACGGAAUUAAUUAUUUUAACGAAUAAUUUUUCAAUCCUUGAUUCAUGACA